CAAUCACUUUAUUUCGAACAUUCGCGAACUUCACCUCUCUGGCGACACGGAGAAAAACUUCGCGUCUUGGUCUUCUUCUCUCUUCGGUCGCGUGCGCAACCUUCCCUUUGCCACAUUUCGGAGCUCUGCAGCUAUUUCUACCAACCAAAGCAUCGACACUUCUAUCCCGUAUAGACCGCCAAGUCGAGAUGCUGUUGUUCCGGGCAUUGGGAGCCCUUUUUGCGGCAACUUUGGUAGCAGCUCAGGGGCCCACUAUCUUCGUGGUGUUUCCAAAUCUAAUGAGGUUCGACUCGCUGGAGAAAGUGAUGAUAGACUACAGCGGCGGUGGCGCCCCAGUCCCCUGCAUUGUGUCCCUUCAGAACUAUCCUGACAGGGACAAGACGUUCUCAGUCAAGAACGUGAUGGUAGCGCCUGGUACCCAGACGCUGGCUUACGUGAUGACGAGGCUGACAGAUUUGGUACGAGGGUCCUUGUCGACCUUGAAUUACGUCUUCGUGAAGGUUCAAUGCAAUCCUCUCAACUUCAACAGGGAAGCUGUGGUCCUCCUGACUGGUACCAAGGGGUACCUCUUUCUUCAAACAGACAAGCCUAUCUACAAACCAAAGGAAGACGUGGCCAUCCGAGCAAUUUCACUCAACCCAGACUUGCUCCCGGCGAAUACAAACUUUACUAUGGAUAUCUUGAACCCUAACCAAACCAUCUUCAAGCGAUUCGAAGGCAAUGCGAUGAAAGGUUUCUUUUCCAAGAAGGUCAAGCUCCCAGAUGUUACCAUCCUUGGAAAUUGGAGCGUCAGGGCAUCGUACAAAAAUAAGUUCCAGCCCCAGGCAUUGACCUCAGGUGUGGCCUUCGAAGUUAAAGAAUAUGUUUUACCCACAUUUUCGGUUGGCAUCAAGACCCCAGAUUACAUCCUGCGUUCCGACAUAGAAGUUCAGGUCACUGUCAAAGCCAAUUAUGUUUACAAGGAAGAAGUUAAAGGACGAGUGACCAUAGUGUUCUCUUUGGUUAAAAAGGACGGUAGUAGUCAUACUAUUGCCAUAAAGACGCUCGGGGAUUUCGAUGGUGAAAAAACGGUGGCUCUAGACAAGGCUGAAUUUAGAGACAAGUGGUUCCCUGAUGUAGGAUCCCGGCUUGUUGUAGAAGCCACAGUGACCGAGGAGGCCUCCGGAAAGCAAGAGACAAACAGUGAUAGUUCGGCGAUGUUUGUGAACUCACCCUACGUGGUUUCAUUUGACAGGACGACCAAGUACUUUAAACCUGGUUUACCAUAUAACUUGAAGCUUUCCCUUAGGUAUGCCAGUGGUGAAGUCGCUGCACACGUUGAUAUGCAAGUCUCCGCGACAGCAAAACAGACAGGCCGCAAUGAUCGGGUGAAUGUCUUCCGGAACGAUGCCGAGAGCGAGAGGUUCAAAACCGAUGAGGAAGGCUGGAGGUUAAUUACGUUGGACGUCCCUACCAAUACGGAAGAUCUCCGGAUUAAGGUGGAAACUGAUGACCCAGACAUCGAGGCGACAGAGCAAGCAGAACGAGAAAUUACGCUGAAACCGCAGAGCACAUCACGAAAUAACUUUCUGUCCAUCCAGCUGAUUAAUAACCCCUCGAGAAUCCCGGUUGAUAGGAAGCUAAAAAUCCGUGUUGACUUCACCGAAAAUGUCAAUAAACAUGUCUCGUUUAUGGUCCUUGCAAGAGGUAAAGUAGUCAGCAUCCAUUCCAUGGCUGUUAAUGGUUUAUCCAAGCACGAAAACAUUGACAUUACCCCACAAAUGGCACCACGAGCAAGGCUCGUUGUCUACUACGUCAGCAGUGGCAACCCAGCUGAAGUGAUAGCUGAUUCCCUCGUGAUGGACGUUAGCAAAACAUGCGAAGAGGAGCUGGAGUUGAGUCAUGCUCUCGAUGAUGGUGAGGAUUACAGGCCUGGAGAAAACGUGCAGUUGACCAUCAAGUCCGCAGACGAUUCGUGGGUAUCAAUCUUAGGCGUGGACAAGGCUGUUUACUUACUGAGUGAAAGGGACAUUUUGAGUCGUGACAGGAUGUUUAAUACAAUUAUGGACCUGGAUCUUGGUUGUGGUCCAGGAAGUGGAAGAAACGUCGGCGAAGUGUUCAGGGAUGCAGGCUUGUACGUCCUCACCAACAAGGUUAAUGUAGCAACUCCCCGCCGUCUGUCCCCUGAAUGUAAGCAGAAGAUUAGGAAGCGCCGAGCAGUCGAACGAGUUCGAAGAGGAGUUAACAGUAAUGACCGCAUCAUUGCCGCCUUAAAUAGAUACAGCGGAGGAAACCGAGCCUGCUGUGAAGCGGGUUUCGAACAACAAGUCCAGGGAGACCAGAGAUCGUGCGUGGCGAUCGCGCAGGCAAAAGGUUACGUCCAUGCUGGUUGUAAAAAUGCAUUCCUCCAUUGCUGUCGGCUAGAAAAAAACGCAAACACGCCCAGGGGAAGAAGUGGGGCGGACGAUGAGGAAGAUAUUAACGAGAAUGACCUAGAUAUCGAGACACGAGAGGAUUUCCCCGAGACUUGGAUCAACGAAUUAUUUGAAAUGCGAGGCGACACAGACACGUUAGUGCGUGAAUUGCCCGACUCUAUUACCACCUGGGUGAUAUCCGGGGUUAGUGUGUCAGAAUCCGCUGGAAUGUGUGUCGCCAAGCCCAUCAACGUUACCGCCAAAAAGGAAUUCUUUGUCCAUGCUGACCUGCCUUAUGCUGCUGUCCGUGGAGAACAACUAGAGGUUAAAGCAACGGUGUAUAACUUCGGCAGAAACCGAAUAACCACCAAUGUUUGGAUGAAAGCCGACAGAUCUAAAUUGUGUUACGCUGGCAACAACAAUGGUAGGACUAAUAAGCAAAGGAUCGUUCUGGAGCCAAAGACGGGAAAGAAAGUUACAUUCCCGGUCGUCCCGCUACAGGUUGGAGAUAUUGACAUAUCCGUCACGGCCAUAACGCAAUUUUCUGGUGACGAGGUCGUUAGGAAGCUGAAAUCUGAGGCGGAAGGAGUGACGCGAUACGCAUCGUUCUCGACCCGACUCGACCCAGAGGGUAAAAUGGGCGGAUCAGGCAGUGGCGAUGGUUCAGCCAAAGUUGCGAUUGAUAUACCUAAUAAGCGCCAAACGAUAGAGAUCCCUCUCAAAUUUCCGGCUGAUGCCAUUCCUGGAACCAAGAUCUGCAGUGUUUCGAUAUCAGGUUCUCUUCUUGGCCCUAUGGUACCCUCACAAGACCUGAAUAUGGCAAGCAAGAUCAGACAGCCCACGGGUUGUGGGGAACAGACCAUGAUAUAUAUGGGUCCGUUAGUCUACACCACAAGAUACAUGCUCAGAACAAACACACUCACAGGGCAACUUGAACAAACUGCGUAUAAACACAUUUUGUCCGGAUUCCGAAGGGAGCUGACCUACAAACACCCUGAUGGUUCCUAUGCUGCUUGGCAAAAGAGAUCCAGUAGCGCAUGGUUAACUGCAUUUGUGGCAAAAGUGUUUUGUCAGGCCAGUCAGUUCCCCAAUGUCGGCAAGGAAGUGGCACCUCAUGCUGUUGCAGCUAUCAAAUGGCUAUUAGCAAAUGCACAACGAGCGGAUGGCAGCUUCUAUGACCCCCAGCGAGUAAUUCACGCGGACAUGUUCGGUCAGAACCUGAAGAAUCCGGUCACAUUUACAGCGUUUGUGGUGGAAUCCAUCUCCAAAUGUGGCGCUGUGGAUGGUAUUGAUAUCACAUCAGGUAACAUAGCCAUAAAACUCCGUAGUGCUGUGGACUUCCUAGUGCGAAACCGGAACUCCCAGAAUAAACCUUACGAACAAGCCAUCCUGACCUACGCACUAGCUCUACAGAACAAUCCACAUCGUCAUGCUGCUAACCUGAAACUUAGAGGAAUGUCUAACAUGGACCCAGUGACUGGUAUGAGAUACUGGAACCCUGACGGCACAGUCAUUCCCGAGAACACCACACCAGCAUGGUACAAAGUCAAGCCCUCAGCAAGCGCCAUUGAGACAGCUUCAUACGCCCUUCUUGCGCAGUUGGUGAUAGGUGGCGGCGCAGAGGACUAUUUCCAAUAUUCGGGCCCCAUUGCUUCUUGGUUGAUUCGCCAGAGAACAAAAACUGGAGCUUUUGUCUCAACCACGGAUACUGUCAUUGGGCUGGAGGCACUGAGUGACUAUGCCCUGAGCGCGGACUCCAGGUGUGACCUUAACAUGGCAGUACGAGUGAUCUUAGGAAAGGACAAGAACCAGAAUUUCCAACUAAGAAAGGCCAAUGCUUAUAACCCCUACACAAUAACUGAGGACCUCCCUAUUGAUGGAAAACUCUUCAUGGAGGCUACUGGCACCGGUAUUGGACAAGUACAAGUGGAGUGUCAAUUUAACUCGCCAGAAAGAAAGGGAGAGGUUUGUACCUUUAACUUGAAUGUGACCAGCGAGGAAGGCGAAGCACCGGUGGAGGAGUUGAAUAAUGAAAUUGCGCAAGUGCAAGUUGACAGAAAAGCAGGAAUUCAACGUGGCGACGUUGGUGCAGCAGUGAAAAAGUUUGUUAAUGAAAUCAAUAUCGAAUUCAGCUAUAUCGGUACAGGGCCGAAAGUUGGGAUGUCUAUAUUGGAUGUAACACUAUUUAGUGGAUUCAGUCCUGUGCUAAUUGAUCUAAUAGACCUGGUUAGAAAAGGUAAAAUCGAUCGAUACGAAGUAGCAUCAUCCACUGUUUUGAUGUAUAUUGGAGAAGUGAAGAAAGGGGUGCCAACUACGGUGACCUUCCGUGCCACGCAAGACCAAAUCGUCAAGGAUGUGCAGCCUGCAGCCGUCAAACUUUAUGACUACUAUGAGCCAGACCAACACUACUGUACCAAGUUCUACCAUCCCAAGCAGAAUAGUCCACUCCUGGCCACAAUAUGUGACAAGAAUGACGAAGGACGGAAGGUGUGCCAGUGUGCGGCCUCCGCAUGUACUGACUUCUGGGGUUUCAAGCUGCCAGGAAAGGGACGACCCCACCUAAAGACAAAGGUAGAACUCGAGAAUGAUGCCUGCAACAUCUAUGAGUAUGCCGUCAAGAUCAAUGCUGGGCCAACUGAGAUCAGCGGAGUUCUGUCCAAAAUGGAAGCAACUGUCGAACUCAACAUUAAAGCCGGGACCAUCGUGUAUUCAAACAAUGACAAAAUAGAGUUUGUCUGGAACGAGAAAUGUGAGAAUCCCUCAUUCACGGCCGGAACGUCAUAUCUUGUGAUGGGAAAAGAUGGUGCUGAAUAUGUGGAUCAAAAUGGAAGGGGAGCAAUGCGAUAUGUGUUGGAUUCGACAAGUCACGUAGUCAAAUGGUACGGAGCACAGGACAAACCAAGAUAUAAUCGGGCAUUGAACACGUUCGCCAACAAGCUCAUUCAAGAAGGCUGUGGACAGUAGCCAUUGGAUUUGGAAGACUUUGACAAACGGAUCAGGCCAAAUGUUUCCGCCAAAUGUUGACAAUAUGUGUAUUCAAUCAUGUGCCCUGAUUAUCUAUUAUAUACAUAAUGGACUUGGGAAAACUUAUUAAUAAGAAAAAUAUAUUGAAAGUGAGUGUGCGAGGCGAGGGAUAUUCCCAUGAUAUUCCUGAAAUGUUGCGCAGAAUCUUAGAUCUUAUUGUUAGUACCAAUGCCAAUUUGUUAACUUUAAAGGUAUGUACUAAGGCUGGUGUUACCUGUGCCAUGGCCAAAUCAUGUUAUUCACUAUCGAAACACUAAUGAUUGCUGUUCCCGGUUUUUUCUUUCCAAAAAGAAGCAAGUUUCAUAAGUGCAGGACAGGUGUGAAGUUAAACAUUGACUAUUUCGUGCUAGAGGGAGAGAGAGAGAGAGAGAGAGCCUAGGCUGUCUCUGACAAGUAUUAUGUCGCCCAACCCGAAUGCUUCAUUUGUACAUUUAUACCAGUAAUAAAAUUGAUAAUUAGUCAAGAGUGACGAAUUCAAUACAA
Lineus longissimus is the source of this 5900-nucleotide messenger RNA. RefSeq names its product complement C3-like. Lineage: Eukaryota; Metazoa; Nemertea; Pilidiophora; Heteronemertea; Lineidae. The coding region runs from base 189 to 5357 and encodes 1722 amino acids. Gene Ontology annotation, molecular function: protein binding; endopeptidase inhibitor activity. Gene Ontology annotation, cellular component: extracellular region. The transcript is spliced from 38 exons. The record is from RefSeq and is a predicted model, not a curated record.